This is a messenger RNA of Habropoda laboriosa, 1506 nucleotides long. RefSeq lists its product as uncharacterized. The transcript is spliced from 6 exons. Lineage: Eukaryota; Metazoa; Arthropoda; Insecta; Hymenoptera; Apidae. The record is from RefSeq and is a predicted model, not a curated record. Gene Ontology annotation, biological process: septate junction assembly. The coding region runs from base 109 to 1488 and encodes 459 amino acids.
UGUUGGAGUUGUGUUUGAUUUUGUUUAAAAUGAUCGUGAACGAUAUGCCAACGAUUGGAGAAUGAGUAUUUUAGAAUUGGAAAUUGCUAAGAUUUUCUUAUUCGGAACAUGUGGAAUCGCAAAGUGUUCAUCAGGAUUGUCGAAGUGAUACUUUGCAUUGCCUGUGUAGUGGCACUUAGGGUGACUGACGAUGAGAGUCGAAGAGUGUUUCAUUAUCUGAGAAGUCGUAGCAGAGAAUGGUCACUUUUGACCAACGUCACGUGGGGUGCAAUUGGCGCCGCUCUUGCAACAGCAACUUGCGGUGGUUACAUAAUAAUUACAACGGGUCUUCUUAUUGCUGCAGCGACCGGAGAACUUACUGGUCGAAAGACGGAACUAUUCUUCCUUGGGCUGGGUGUGAUUCUUUUCGGUAUCGUCGGCGCUUUGUCCAUGGCGUCCAUUGAGAACGUCCCUCAAGAUUUGAUAGACAACGCGGCUGUAUUUGGGGCUCUCUGCCUUGUCACAGCGUUGGUUUUCAUCGCUGACCUGCUAAUGAGCACUCCGAAGAAAAAGCACAAGCAAGGGAUAACGGAACGUUUGACUGAUAAAAGGGCCAAACGACAGGUAGCACCGACCAUAAUCACCGAGAAGGAAUCAAAGUCUCCAAAGACAAGCAGUCCAAAACUCUCUAAAAAGGACAAGAAUGGCAACGUAAACGACGGAUUCGACAAAGUGGAAGAGCAAGUUCAGAAAUCCUCUGUUGCAGAGCAAUCCGAGGAUCCUCGAAGAUGGGAACAAGAACGUUCAUCUAGUCAACGUUUGAAAGAUGCGUACAGAGACGAAGAAAACGAGAGUUUCAACAGAGAAGACAGAGAACCGAAGGAGUACACGCAGAAUUUCGAGAACGGAAGAGCUCUCAGAGACUCGCAGAUGUAUCGAGACGCUGAGACGCAAAAAGCGACGAGAGACUCUUACAAGAUGGAUCACAGAAUGGAAAUGCCUACCGUUGUGUACAAGAGUCGGGAUAUUUAUCAACGUCCGAUGGACGAAGUUGACACUCCUCGUUUCCCAACCGAAACGAACAGCAGAAGUGAAUCUGUAUUCGCGAAAAUCAUGAAUCCCGGUGUGAAGAUCAUGAAAGUUGAGCGAGAUGUGGAGGAGACACUGGAGGGUUAUAGAUACUCCGACACGAGUCAGUACGACAAUGUGCCAGUUCGAAUGAGGGGAAUGUCACCGAAAAGUAGGAAAAAGAAUCGCGACGUCUCCUUCAACGUUCCACCGCCGCCAAAGGGUUACGGGAAAGAAUUGGACAGGAGUAAGGACGAUAUAGAGAUGCUGGAGGAGUGUUUUCACUCGCUUCGAACGUCGAGCACAGGAACACAGACGCCUAAUAUUCGAACACCGUCCGCGGCUAAUGAACCUGGAUACGUUCGACACACGGCGAGUAAUUGGCCUCAUGAGAUGAAAACGAAAACGCCGGGUUCGAGCCCGAGUCACGCGAGAAAUUAGCAUAUUUUGCAGAAAAAA